Messenger RNA from Fraxinus pennsylvanica, 342 nucleotides. The record is from the annotation of a GenBank genome assembly. NCBI's taxonomy places the organism in Eukaryota, Viridiplantae, Streptophyta, Magnoliopsida, Lamiales, Oleaceae.
AUGGUUUUCAAUGUGUCCUUCGACUUUCAGGCUGUUGCCAAUCCUAAUCAGAUCAGCAUGCUCAUCUUGCAAGAGUCGUGCACUGAUGUUACGGGAUCACUUGUAGUACACACGACUGUCAACGCUGAAGCAAUCAAUUUGGUGAUGACCAGGGGUGAUUCUUCCUCCGUGGUUUUAUUGCCAUCCGGAUUUGCAAUUAUUCCUGAUUGUUCUCCCAUUUCUGGCGGGCCUAUCAACUAUAAUGUAGGCAAUGAUGAUGAAAGUAGUGGUUCAUUACUAACUAUAGGAUUUCGAUUUGGGUGCAUAGCCUCCUGCUGCCAAGCUAACAACAGAGUCAAUUGA